CUUGCGGAAAUACACUCAGAAAACGAAACAAGUCAAAAUAUUGUUACAGCUGAUCACGGGACCUUCAGAUAAAAAAGCACCUGCAGUCUUAGUUUGAUUUAAGAUUAUGGAAGAUGGCAGCUGUUGAUAUAAAGACUGAGGAUGAAAACCCAGAAAUUAGAAUCCCAAAGGAACAUGCUUCCCUUGAUUACCUACUAUCACAAAUACCUAAAAAAGCUCAAAAGGGGAUGCUUAUUCAGUGUGAUUUACAUAUUAUUUCCUUAGAUGCUAAUGAGUUUUUUAUUGCUCUCGGUUCCAAUGUUGGAGUUGUGUUUUUGUAUAACCGAAAGAACAAAGAAAUAGAAAGACUGAGGACCCAUUCCCACAAUGAUGUGAUAACAUGUGUUGCAAUACAUUCCGGGCUUGAACACCAGGUGGCAGUAGCUACACAGAAAGGGUUGAUCUAUCUAUUCCAGCUUCCGUCUGUGAUGCCAUCUCAAAGUAAACAGCUUCAACAAUUUAUAGUAAAAGACAUACAUAAAAGUGAAGUAACAAGUCUAUGUUGGAGUAUGAACGGUAUGAAACUAUUUGGUGGUGAUAAGAAAGGUCUUGUAUCCUGUACAGAAGUGGAUUUUUAUGCUGGAUUAUGUGAGACCAACAUUUGUUUGAUUGAGAAUAACAGUGAAAUUGUACAACUGAAUCAUGCUCAUAAAACUUUACUGAUCUCUACAAACCAAAGAUCUAUGUUAUAUCGAACAGAUACCAAAGUUUCACUGGUCCAGGUGGGACAGAAAGACAGAAAAAUAUUUGGAAAGUUUGGUGCCGUUUUUAUACCAGGACUUUGUAAACCAGAAGAUGCUGAAUUAUAUGCUUGUCGACCUGGUCUGCGUAUCUGGAAAUCCAAAAUGGAUGGUUCUGUCAUUAGCACAUAUCUGUUCAAAGAACUUAUGAAUAAACCUCAUCCAACAUUAGAACUGUUACCUUUUAAUAGAAAAAUAAGAAUGUUUCUGCCAGAAGCUCAGUUUGGGCCCUUGUAUUUGUAUAAAGAGAAAUAUAUUGUGACAUGGUCAGAUUCUAGUCUGUUUAUUUUGAAUAUGGACAAUACAUCUGUGAUAGGAGGAACAUUUCAUGUUGGGACAAUUCAAAACAUUGCUGUAACUAAUGACGAAAUAUUUAUCUUACGUAAAGAUACAGAUAGAAAUGUGAUAAGAAUAGCAGAGCGUCCUGAGACUUUGGCAGGUAAUACAUAUCAGAGGUUAGUGAAGGAUAAAAAUCUCCCAGAUUUUAUGUCUGAAGCUCCUAUAAAACACGAAAAAGCAGAAAAUACUCAAACAACACCAUCACCACUUAGAUUUAUUAAAGAAAAUGUGAUUGACAAAAUUAAAAAUUUAGAUGUAAUCUCAGAUAUUUCAGAUGGCACCAGUUCUGUCUCAAAUUUAGCUGACUCAGUGGAUAAACAUAUUGAACAGAAAGAGUUACCUCCCAUUGUGAAACUUGACAAUCCUGAUCUAAUGACGAUUGAAAUUUUCUCUGGAAUUCCUCCCAUUACGGAGUCUACUGACCAAAAUAUUACUUCACCUAUAAGACGAGAUAGAUUUAAUCCAUUUUCAACAGAUGAUUCACAUGAAUUUGAAGAUGACACUGAACUGGAUACUUCUAAUCUACCAUUGUGCAAUGAACCAAAGCCAGUUAUUCAUAAAUCUAGUCAUGAAACCAAAGCAGGGCAACACGAUUCUAAAGUAUCUUCUAAAGUAAAAGUGGAUGAUAGUUCUUCUGAACUGAAUUCUGGAUCACAUGACAGAAUUAGGUCUAUACCUAUCAAUACUCCAACAGAUGACAUUGCUGUCAGUGUGAAAACAAAGAAAAAGAAAAAGAAGAAAACUGAGAGCAAGUUGUCUACAAACAUCAAGCAUCAGGACCCUGACGCACUAUCCCAGAAUUCAAUAGAAAGUGAAGCUACCAGUGAACAUAUGUCAGACAAAGAAAAGUCAUCUGACAGUGCUUCAAAUGAUAAAGUAUCCAUGGAAACUGAAAAUAUACAUGUGGACAUUUCUGACAUCAUUGGCUUAAAGCCUUUAGAAAGUAACAGAAAUUACACAGAAGACAAUCAAUUAGAACAUGGAUCUGAUGGGCACAUAAUGAAUAAAGAUGAUGUUAAAAGCGUACGUGAACAGGAAUUACAUAAUAUUCAUGACAAAGAUGGUGUUGUUCCUGAUUCUGAAAAAGUUUCAACUGUGAAAAUUGCAGAAGUGCAGAUUAAUGAAACUAAAGUGAAGGAAAACUUACAAAAGUCUGAAUAUGUGCCAAAAGAGGAUAAAAUUAUGUCUAUGAAACAAGAGGAAAAACCGAAAAAUAACAAUGUAGGGUGUGUGGUAGAGAAAGACAUAGCAAAACCAAUUACAGAUAAUAUUACAAAAACAAAACAAGACAAUAAAGUAAAACUAAUCACAGAUAACAUUACAAAAACAAAACAAGACAAUAAACCAAAACCACAGCCAUCCAAACCAAUUGAAAAUAAAGCAGAAAGUUCCUUCACUGUAGAUGGUCUUUUCAAGGACAAUAAAUCUAAUCUAGAUAUUGCUGAAAAGGUUACGAAACAUCCCAAAAAGCAGAGUUCUUUGUCAAAACUUGAAAAAAAUCUUGCAAGUUUGGAAGAAGGUUUAGCUUUCUCAGGUUUUGAACAAACAAAUCAGUUCCCAAGGAAUAAUGAUGCUGCAACAAAAGAUAAAAAAGAAUCAUUUAAUGUAUCUCAGACAGAUUCUGGCAAUGAUUCAAUGCAUGAUGAAACUUUGUCAUCAGAAAGUAAUGUUACUGAAGAUAAGCAGAAAAAGGAAGUGGUACAAGUACCUUCCAAAGAUGUUUCUCCAAGUUCACCGCUUAGUGGUUCAAUUUAUCGGUCAAACAGUUCAUCUUGUGAUGAUUUUUAUACACAAUACAAUACUCCAGCAAAUACAACAUCAACAAGUGGUAGUGGACUUAGUGAAUGUUCUGAAAAUCCACUUUCAGGCGGUGAACUUGAAGAACCAGAGGAAAUAUUUGACAAUAAAACUGAAAGUGUGAAAGUUUGUGAUCCAGAUAAUGAUAAUAUGAAUAAAUCAAGCAAGGUAUUCAAUACAUGGACAGAAGUUGUGACAUCUGGCAAUUUGCUCAGUCUUGUUGUGUCAGAUUUACACAUAUGGUGUACUGACAGAAGCUCAAAUAUUUGGUACAGUAAUAUAAAAUCUCCCGGCAUCAAAUGGGUGAAAGCUAACGGUUACGCAAAACAGAUUUCUGUUUCUACCUCAGGAAUGAUUGUAUGGAGAGUAUAUAAGGAUACAGUUUAUGCUGGUACCAAAAUCACAUCAAAACAUCCAGAAGGCAUGAAGUGGGUUGAGGCAAUCAGAGGGGUUCAGUCAGUGUCUGUGGACAAUAACUGUGCUUGGUAUAUCAAGUCUAAUGGUGAAGUAGCAAUACAGAAAGGAUUAUCAAGGGACAGACCAUGUUAUAAAUCUACACUUAUAGAGUGUUCUUCAUACAAAUUACAACACAUAGUUUGUAGAUCAGGGGUGGUAUGGGCCAUCACUGACCAGUGUAAGCUAGUAUAUAGAGCUGGAGUAAAGAGAAAUUGUCAGGAAGGAAAGGAAUGGGCUGAAUAUGUCAAUGCAGAUGGUAUGAUGUUUUCCUCUGUUUCAUUUGGAGAUGGUAAUUUGGCUUGGGCUGUUGAUGUUCUAGGGAGAAUUUAUUUCAUGACAAAUGUUUCCAUGGAAACACCAUUAGGAGAUAACUGUUGGUGGCAGGUACCUAUUAAUAAUGAAAUAACUACUACUGAUUACACUUUAAUUGAUGGCAUCAAGUCACUAGCCAAAGUAUUUGAUCCUCAAAAGCUGGCAGAUUUAAUUGGUACCCAAAGGGGUGGACUGAUAGCAGCAGGGACAGAAGGCGUCUGGGUUUGUCCUGAUUGUAAAUAUACAUUACAGCUAUGCAGAGGAUCAAUGGAAGGUCACUGUUGGGAUGGUGUUUUUCUGACUGGCAUUGUUGCUUCUACAGCUUGGAAAUUGAUUUCAGUGGCAGCCAUUCAUUUAGAGUGGGGUUUAAUUUGGGCUCAGCAACCAAAUGGUGAAAUAUUUACAUUCACUCCAACCAAAAAGAAAAUUAGGACAGAGGAGAGACCCCCAAAAGGACAGUUUGUGUGUAUGAGUGUAUGUGAGGAGGCUGUAUGGGGCCUGAAUGAGGAUGGAAAGGUGUACAUACGUAGUGGCAUUGCAGAUCAUUGUCCCGAGGGUGCCAAGUGGUGUGACCUGGAUCUGAAACAAUUAGGUGAUGCCCAUUUAAUCCAUCUGUCUUGUGGGUCUAGGAAUGUCUGGGCUAUUGACAGUGAUGGUGUAGUAUACCAAAGAAUAGGAGUAAAGGCACCUUCAACUCAUUCUUUACAGGCUGCCUGGUUACCAGUAGACUCUGGACCAUCAGGGACUACAUUUAUACAAGUCUUCACUGGACCUUCAGACCUUUAUGUGUGGGCUAUAGAUAAUAGAAGGCAGACUUAUGUCAGGAUUGGAAUUACAGAUGACAUGCCUAUAGGAACAGCAUGGAUUCACAUCCCUGGCAUUCAAGCACAAGAGCUUGCUCUUAGUAAUACAUUUCUGUGGGCCUUGGACCCAAAUGGAGAAGUUCUUUGUCGUCAUAAUAUAACUAAAGAUAAUCCAGGUGGAGACUACUGGAGAAAGAUUCCAGGAAUAUUUGUCCAUAUCUCAUGUUCUGUCAAUGACCAGUUGUGGGCAAUAAGCCGUGAAGGACAGAUUUUCUGUAGAAAAACAAGAUAUCUAUUACGCAAAGAAUUGCCACAGGAUGCUCAAAAAGGCAGAAAAUCAUCAAAUUUAUCCAUCAGUGAAGACUGGGAAUUAGUGUAAAAAAUUUACUUUAAAUGAAAUUAAACUUUUUUUCAUAAGCAUAAUAAAUUAAAUUUCAAUAUUUUUGUGGAAAAGUGAAUAUUAAAAAUUUAGGUGGUUCUAAUUUUUAGAAAGGAACAAACUGUUGUUAUGAAGAACUUGUUGUUCAGAUUUGUUGAUAAUGUAAUUACUGACAGGUAUAAGGUAAUUAUUCUAGCUUUUUCUGUAAAUAAGUAAAAUCAAGACUUUAAAAUACAUAAAUGGUUGUCAAAAAAUAAAACUGCCUAAAUUUAUUACUGGUCAAGGACCAACACACAUGGCCUGUAAUUUAUGCAGAAACCAAAUGUGAGUCUGUAAUCAUAAAUUAAGGCCUUGAAAACUUUGUGAAAAAAAUUUGAAACUAUUUUUGCUCAAGAAUAUUUAUGAAAAAGUGAAUUUCUAAUGGUAACAGUAUGUUUGUUUUCUGAUCCAUCUAUACUAUAAUUUCUAUAGAUUGUCUAUAAAUCUACUUAACAUAUCAUGUAUAUUUAUCAUUCCAUGAUUAAUUUUAUAGGAAAGAGAACUAAAUAUUUGUUUUAUUUUUUUUCUCUUUAAAUCUCUUCUGGAAAUACUUUUUCACUAUUUAAUAUAUCAUUUGUUAUAGAAGUUAUUAAAAUCUUGCUGUUGAAUGCGUAGAAUUAUUUUCCUUAAUUUAUGUU
Mytilus californianus (California mussel) is the source of this 5542-nucleotide messenger RNA. Its product is annotated as tectonin beta-propeller repeat-containing protein 2-like. Bases 114 to 4865 code for a protein of 1583 amino acids. The transcript has 17 exons. The record is from RefSeq and is a predicted model, not a curated record. NCBI's taxonomy places the organism in Eukaryota, Metazoa, Mollusca, Bivalvia, Mytilida, Mytilidae. Gene Ontology annotation, molecular function: protein binding.